AUGAAAAGGAAUUUUUUUAUAAAAACAUACAAAUGUUUUAGAUCUCGCAAUAAUAUAUAUAUUUUUAAUCUUCUUAAUUUUUUAAAAUUUAAAUUAAAUGAUAGUAUUAUCUAUGCUAAUAAAAAAUUUGCAAUUUCCAAAAAAAAAAAUAACAUUUUAAAAAUAAAUAAAAUGGAAAUAACUUAUUUGUCUCAAGCUUUAGCACAAACUAUAGAUAAUGAAUUGAUGUCAGAGGAAAUAGGAUACACAACUGAGCAAUUAAUGGAAAUGUCUGGUUUAUCAAUAUCUCAAAUAAUUUUUAAAGAGUAUAACAUUUCGAAAUUCUCUAAAAUUUUAAUUUGCUGUGGUCCUGGUAAUAAUGGAGGAGAUGGUCUAGUUGCAGCACGCCAUUUAAAGGAAUUUGGAUAUGAUGUUACUAUAAAUUAUCCAAAAGAAAAUAAUAAAAUAUUAUUUAAAAGAUUACUAAAGCUAUUAGAACAUUAUGAAAUUGAAAUUUUGAAAGAUAUAACACAAAGUGAAUUAAAUAAAUACGAUUUAAUUAUAGACUCUAUUUUUGGUUUUAGCUUUAAAGGAGAACCAAGAAAACCCUUUGAUGAUUUAAUUCAAAUGAUUAACAAUUCUAAAAAACCAGUAGUUUCAAUUGAUGUCCCUUCAGGUUCUCAAAUUGAUUCAGGUGAUACAUGUAGCCUCUGUAUUGAUUCUGAAAUGAACAUUUCAUUAAUGUUACCUAAACAAGGAUUAAAAAAUUAUAAGAAAAAACAUUACUUAGGAGGAAGAUUUUUACCAAAUUCUAUAAUUAAAAAAUAUAAUUUAAAGGUCCCUCAAUUCUCAGGAUAUAACUCGUUUGUUUUGCUUUAG
Plasmodium relictum is the source of this 858-nucleotide messenger RNA. RefSeq names its product pyridoxal 5'-phosphate synthase, putative. NCBI's taxonomy places the organism in Eukaryota, Apicomplexa, Aconoidasida, Haemosporida, Plasmodiidae. The transcript has 8 exons. The coding region runs from base 1 to 858 and encodes 285 amino acids. Gene Ontology annotation, cellular component: mitochondrion. The record is from RefSeq and is a predicted model, not a curated record. Gene Ontology annotation, molecular function: NAD(P)HX epimerase activity.